AUGCAACCUCCUCAGUCAACCCGUAGAAACUCGACCAAGUCAUCCUACUUCAUCUCUCGUCAAGUCGUGCUGCCGGCUGAGGACCUCGAUGACGACUUCACCCGAGCGCUGACCGCCGGGGCCUCUGCCGUUCCUUCCUCGACACCGGCCGCACUCGGAGCACGGAAAGCCUCCAAAAGCUCGCUCAGUCUCCUUUCGAUCCAUACCAAUACCUUGGAUACACACUCAGCCUCGAGCGGACCUCGCCAAUCGCUGUCGUCACGCUCAGCCGUAGCUCCAGGGUCACCUCAUUCGCCGAUACUACCUCGGAUACCUCAUCAGUCGCUAGGCUUGGACAAGUUCGAUCAAAACCCAUUCGCAGCGGAAUCCUCACCUUUCGCCAGUAAUAGCCCUCGUCUCUCCGGUGGCGCGCAGCGUGAUCGAUCCGACUCGUUCGACACGUUGGACGUGACGAGCUCGCUCCCCAUCUCGCCUAGUCGCAUCAAGACCAUCUUUGGCGCCAGUGGGUCCACCUUCUCGGAGGCACAUCUUGCCGCUGAUGCAAACGAUCCCGCACUGGCUGCUUCUAGACGCCCAAUUUGGCGCAGCCGAAGGACGAAGGAACGGUCCUUGGAUGACCCUGGUCUGGCCGUUUCAAAGCACCCACCGCGGGGGAUGAAAGGACCUACAAACUCUCGGCUCGUCCCUCGUUCGUCCAGUGCAAGCUUGGGGGAGAUGACGAGUGAUUUGCAUCGUAGACAGGAGAUGGCUGCACCGAACGACGAUUCGAAAUUACCGGCGUCGACGCUCACAACCGGCGAUGAGGCACAGUCGAGCUCGCACGAGAAGGAAGACGAAGAUGAAGAGACCGAGGCGUUCGAUGACGACGAGGAGGAGACGGCAGAUGUUGAAGCCGGUGGGACUCGAUGGGCCAAAGCCGGAGUGCGGGGAGAGACUUACACGGUCGAGUUGGGCAGCGCCGUUCUCGAUGAUGACGAGUCCGCACAGCUGGGAGCUGCGGAUGAUGAAGACGACGAAGGGCCACAGGUCUUCCUUGAGGCAUUGCAGGUCCUCGAUCCAGACUCGCAGGGUUUCGUCGAAGCUGAAUCACCCCCACAAGGCCAGUACGCCGUUCCCCAACUGGGAUCUGGGGAAACUUCGUUGUCGCCGGCAUCCGACAACACGCCGAGAACGUCACCAGUUUUGACGCGAGCGUCGGUCGAGGAAGCGCCCGUUCGCGACAAGCUGAGUCUGCUUGCCGUGGGCACCGCACCCGUCAUCACGCCCAGGACACCCUCGCCGCCUCCCACUCCUGCUCACACUACAGCGAGUUUUGCCCCUCCCUCGCCCAGUACGGGCUCGACAUCCUCACCUGUCCGGAGCUCAGCUGACUUCGUCGUCGCCGUCGUCGGUCCCCGUGGAGUUGGCAAAUCGACCGUAAUACGCCGUGGUCUCAAAAAACCGGCAGCUCGGCCCAUGGUUCUCGCACAAGACGAUCAAGACAAUCGAGUGACAACGUGUACAUCUCACUUUACCAUUGCUGGUCAAGCACGUUCGAUUGAAGUGCUCGAGAUCGACAUGGGCCUCCUCGAGUACAACAGCGAGGGUGUCAUCUGGCCCGAGGGUUUACCACCGUGCGAGGGUGCCAUGCUGUGCUACGAGUCGACGGAUUCGAGAGCACUUGAUUCGCUGUCUCGUCUCUUACAAGCGUUCUGGACUCGAGGGUCCGAUGUGCCAUUGAUCGUGUUAGCAUGCAAGGCGAACGCAGAUCCGAGGCUGAAUGCGACCGACCCCAAUAAGGCCGCAGCGGUAUGCAACAUUUAUGGUGCCGGCAUCGUCUCUCUCGAUGGUGGACCCGAGGACCGAGGGCGGAAGAUGAAGGAGAGCUUCAAUUGGAUGAUUAGGACCAUUAUGGACAACAGAGGCGAAUCGCGUCGGGCACCUUCGGCUGCGUCGAGCCGGAAUCGAAAGCAUUCCUCGGUAGAUGGUACCUCGGCUGUCGCGUCGAUGAAACAGGCUCGGCCAUCGUCAGGACGAAGGACCAGUUUGCCUGCGGGUGUCCCUGUGACAUUCUCGGACCCCUUUGAUGGCGGGUCGAGUCAUGCUCCAGCGAGCCCAUCUGCUGAGGAUGGUGAUCAGCCGAGAAGAGUGUACCGUACCGACCCGUCUCUAGGUUUAGGCCGGUCGCUUGCUGUUGUAGAGGAAGCUCCUCUGGCUGAGGUUACGCCACCUUUCCGUCGGCCUUCGACUCAGGGUGGCCUACUUGGACUACAAAUCACUGCCAAGGAUCCGACCGCUUCUGCGCCCGCUGCAGCUGCUGCCACACCCGCUACUGCGAGCACAACUGAGGCAGACAAGGCGGUUACGAGACGUUCCACGUCAAUACGGAUUAGCCCCAGUCGAGUGUCGGUCGACUUCGGCGGGAAAGUGUGAGUCCAUCGAUUUGUGCUUCCUCGUCGAUGCUUUUCAAGCGCUGACGAUGGGGUCGUACUUGGAUUCACAGCGCCAGACCGUCAUCUCUUGAUUUGUUCUUCAGUCGCGACGACAUGAUCGACAAAUUCUUGUUCGCCUCCGUCACUGGCAACGGUGAGUGAGAAACGGCGCUGCUAAGACAAUAGCAAUGCACUAAACUACUACGGGCGCAGAUGACAACUACGUCACCUUGUUCCUAAUCGUCUUCCGUCGGUUCGCCCGGCCCUUUGACGUCUUGAGCAAACUGAUUGAGCGCUUUAAAUACGUUGCCGGCCGACUGAGGACCGACCCGUUGCUGAGCAGGUUCGCCCAAAUGAAACUGUGCGGAACGCUUUCGGUUUGGUUCACGGUAUACCCAGGCGAUUUUUCGGCGCCCGCCACAUCGGCUCUGCUUCAGCCGUUCUUGGAAGGGCUCUUGCCCAGCGGUGCGACUUGGGUCGCCCACUACGCCGUCGAUAUGUUGCCGAAGCUCGCCGACGUCAGUCGCAUGAACGACCCGGAAUCGACAUGGGCCCUCCCCGACAAGAGACUUGAUUCGGUUGAACCAACCGACGAUUCAGUGCCGUUCCCGUCAGUCGGGCAGACCCCCGCGGCAGGACGACAGCCAUCGACCGAAUCUCGAACGAGCCGUUUGGACAAGGGUAUAGAAUCGCUUCGCGGAUCGAACGAGAGCCACAGCAGCAUCAACAGCCCUUCUUCUCACCUUGAACUCCCUGCUUCGAACCGACUGAGUGACUUGACGCCUACACCCUCUUCCUCAGCGAGCGAGCCGACACGUGAGCGCACGGACUCGGAGACCCCUACUGUCGCCACACUCGAUACCUCGGCUGGUGACACGAACAGCAUCAACAACGACUCGAUCGGGAGUACGACUGGCUCGAGUACGAGCUGGCGCAAGCGUCCCUCGUCUCUCAUCCUUACCUUACUCGACGCUUCGAAUGCCUUGAUGGACGUAUCCGAGGAGGCGAUCGCUACGCAGAUCACACGCUUGACUUGGAUGUCGUUCGCGGACAUCACACCGCGGGAUCUGAUCCGACAUGUGCUCGCGCCUCGAGACCCAUCGGACCCGAGUCGAGCCAUGCGCGACGAGGACUCGAGCGUCAAGCGUUCGAUCGCGUUCGUCAACUACCUCGCCAAUUGGGUCGCAUCGAUGACGCUGGUCCAACCCAAGCCCAAGUGGCGCGUGCGCAUGCUGGAGAAAUUGAUCGGCGUGGCUUAUCAUCUGCGGGAACAAGAGAACUUUGACGCGUUGAUGGGUGUUCUCGCCGGGUUGAACCUCCAACCUUUGUACCGGAUGAAGGAACUCAAGGAGACGGUGUGGGUUCGACUUGGGGGUGAUCAUGAGAACGCACCCAAGCGUUUGCGCAGUCUGUACCGGCUCAUGGCCCAUACCAAGAGCUUUGCGGCGUACCGCCUCGCCAUCGCCAGUUCGGGCUCGAACAUGCUUCCCUAUCUGUAAGUGCAACGAAGCUGCCUAUUGUGAACCGCCUCUGGCGUGCGACUGACCCUGAUCUCUGUGACAAUUUUUCAGCGGUGUCCACUUGCAAGACAUCACGACGAUCAACGAGAUCAAGAGUGACAUGCGCGACGGCAAAGUGAAUUGGUCCAAAUUCCAGAAGAUGGGCGAAUCCGCCGCCGUCGUCCUCGACUGCGCUCGUCUCAGCCCGACCCUUCCGAUCGAUCCUCUGAUCGAGCGAUGCAUCCUCGACGCGCUUUUACUUUCGGAACAAGAGCAGUACGACCUUUCGAAGGCUUAUGAGCCCCUGGGGACGACGACUACUUCCAAGGGGAGCGGUCGUACCGCGGGCGCGAGGGCCAAGUUCCGUAACUUGACGGAACGGUCGGCCUUCUUUGCUUGA
Messenger RNA from Microbotryum saponariae, 4310 nucleotides. The record is from the annotation of a GenBank genome assembly. NCBI's taxonomy places the organism in Eukaryota, Fungi, Basidiomycota, Microbotryomycetes, Microbotryales, Microbotryaceae.